This is a messenger RNA of Amphibalanus amphitrite, 1104 nucleotides long. RefSeq names its product thymidylate kinase-like. Gene Ontology annotation, molecular function: dTMP kinase activity; ATP binding. The coding region runs from base 163 to 936 and encodes 257 amino acids. Lineage: Eukaryota; Metazoa; Arthropoda; Thecostraca; Balanomorpha; Balanidae. The record is from RefSeq and is a predicted model, not a curated record. Gene Ontology annotation, cellular component: cytosol; cytoplasm; mitochondrion. Gene Ontology annotation, biological process: dUDP biosynthetic process; dTTP biosynthetic process; dTDP biosynthetic process. The transcript is spliced from 2 exons.
AAAAGGAAUCCAGCUUCAUAUUAAUAUGGCUCUCCAGCUGUUCGUCUCAGAAGGCAUUGUCAUGACAUGCACAUAAGCAGAAAAGAACACAUUGCAUGGGCCACUCGCCACGGCUUAUUAAUUUCCAACACUCAUUUCUGAUGAGUAACAAAAACUGCAUAAAUGGUUAUUAUUUUCUGGCUGACCCGUUGUGUCUCACAUAUAUCAUCUUCAUCUACAAUGCUGCGCCAGCACAGCAGUUCAGCGAAGUGCCAGCUGUCAAAGAUGGUCACAUCACCAGCGAGUCGCCGUGGGGCGCUCAUCGUCCUGGAAGGCAUAGACAAGGCCGGCAAAUCCACCCAGGCGCGCCGCCUGGUGGAGUCCCUCUCUGCGCGCGGCACGCCCGCCCAGCUGAUGCGUUUCCCAGAGCGGAGCACGCCAAUCGGCGGCCUCAUCCACUCGUACCUCUCCGGCGGCGACUGCGGCACCGUCGACGACCGCGUGGUCCAUCAGCUGUUCGCCGCCAACCGGUCCGAGCUACUGCCGCGCAUGCGCGAGCUGCUGAGCGCCGGCGUCAGUCUGGUGGUGGAUCGAUACGCCUUCUCGGGCGUGGCCUACUCGGCGGCCAAGCCGGGCCUGUCGCUGCACUGGUGCCGCCAGCCGGACGUGGGCCUGCUUCGGCCCGAUCUGGUACUCUAUCUCCACCUGGCGCCCCAGGAGGCGGCUCGCCGAGCCGGCUUCGGAGAGGAGCGCUACGAGACGCUCGACUUUCAGACGCGAGUGGCGGCCAACUACGAGCAGCUGUGGGCGCCCUACUGGCGGCGCGUGGAUGCGGCACGCGCUCCGGACACUGUGUUCGAGGAGCUGCUCGCGCUGGCAGAACAGUGUGUGGCCUCAGAGCGGUCCGCAGAACCUCAGCCACUCUGGGAGGGGGAUGAGGCUGAUACCAAGGUGUAGUGAGCUAGUUCAUAAUGAACUGCGCCAGUGUCUUCCACAAUAAGUAUGCUAACGAGUAACGACUGAGUGCAGUUCUUGUCAAAACGACAGGAUGCCUGUGUUGUUUUACACUUAUCGCCAUUUGCAUGAAUAUCGAAAAUAUAUGCUUCGAUGCUUUUUAGAAAAUAA